This is a messenger RNA of Trypanosoma conorhini, 567 nucleotides long. RefSeq lists its product as uncharacterized. The coding region runs from base 1 to 567 and encodes 188 amino acids. NCBI's taxonomy places the organism in Eukaryota, Euglenozoa, Kinetoplastea, Trypanosomatida, Trypanosomatidae. The record is from RefSeq and is a predicted model, not a curated record. The transcript has a single exon.
AUGUGGCGGCAGUCGCUUAUGCGGCUCUGCAAGGGCGCGGCGGCGGCGGCGGCGGCCGGUAAAGCCGGUGGUGGGGGCCGUGCGACGUCGGAGCUUGAGGGGCGGACGGAGGAUAUUUUUUCAAUCCGCAGGGCCCCGAAGAGUUUGUACGAGGACAACAUGCACAGCAACACCCUCACCGACCACCCGCUGACGCACCGCACCAGUCGCGACGAACUCGCGUACCGCAAGCGCAAGCUGACGGAGAGGGGAAACUACGAGCAGGCAGCCAAGGCGGAGGAGGAGGCUGAGCGCCGCGACGGCGAGGGACGUGCAGGGGCGGAGACGCGAGAAUAUUAUAGCGCCAUCUGCUUUGUGGUGCUCGGCUACCUCACCGCACACGGUGUUGUGUUCAAGAGGUUCUACCCGGACGACCUCCGGCCGUAUUACUCGCCGGACCGCGGCUACUCGGACGAUGUCGCGGCACGCCGCCAAGAGCUGGAGGCGGUGGACGAACUUAUAGGCCUCAACGUGAUGGAGAGUAUUUACAGCAAGCGUAAAGACAGCGCCAAGCGGCAACCGGCGUGA